Messenger RNA from Colletotrichum chrysophilum, 1416 nucleotides. RefSeq lists its product as uncharacterized. Gene Ontology annotation, molecular function: zinc ion binding; sequence-specific DNA binding; protein binding. The coding region runs from base 1 to 1416 and encodes 471 amino acids. The transcript is spliced from 2 exons. Gene Ontology annotation, biological process: regulation of DNA-templated transcription. NCBI's taxonomy places the organism in Eukaryota, Fungi, Ascomycota, Sordariomycetes, Glomerellales, Glomerellaceae. The record is from RefSeq and is a predicted model, not a curated record.
AUGGCUACUUACCGCUCCCCAAGCCGUGCUGACGCAAUGCAGAUGGCCGAAGCCGACCCCAACAUGAUGUCUACUCUCCUAGACUCAACAAUAUAUGGGAACUUCGAUGCCAUGUCCAUGAACGUCGACAACCCCGGCGACGACAACGGAAUGUCCAACUUCUUCGCUAAUACCCCCAUGCCCGACGGCCUGACCGACGAUCCCUCCGGCAUGAACACCAGCUAUUCGAAAAAUGGCGACGACGCAUCCAGCGUUGUCGGAGGGGGGCCUCCGCCCGUUGGCGGCUUCAAUUCUCAAGCUAUGCAACAAGCGGGAAGCAGCACCCUGACCGAGUUCACGAAGCGACGAGGCUGGCCUGCCAAGGUCAUCGAAGAGCUCAAAGAUUUUCUUCAGAUUCUCGACGCCAAUGGUCGCAUACGAUAUGUCUCCCCUAGUAUUCUUAACUUAACCGGAUACACCUCCGAGGAGAUCAUCGACACCUUCCUCAAGGAUCUCGUACACCCAGACGACGUAGGCGUGUUUGUCGCCGAGCUGAACGAGUCGAUUGCCUCAGGGAACCCUCUGCGCCUCUUCUUUAGGUUCAAGAAGAAGGAUGGUAAAUACGCCAUCUUCGAGUCAGUCGGUCAUGCCCAUAUCGCCGCCGCCAAGUUCGCCCCCAACCCGCACAACCAAUCGCCCUUCUGUCAGGCCGUGUUUAUGAUGUCGCGCCUGUACCCCACAAAAAAUGCAGGCCUGCUAGACACGUUCCUCGAGCACAAGAUGGAGAACGAGAGGCUGAGAAGGCGCAUUGCUGAGCUUCGCAGGGAGGAAGAGAUGGAAAAUGAAGAGUCGCAGAGGAUAUGGCAGCAGAGUCAGGAAGGCAGAUCAGACGUAACUCCCUCAGAAACCACCAUGACCACCUCCGCCCCGAGCGUAUCGCGUAACGAUAGCUCCAAUGACCGUACUUCAGCACUAAACGUCGCGCUCACCCGGGAAGCUUUGGAGGGUGUCGCAGGAAGUCGUCCAGACUCACUGAAGGACAAGAUGGCUCGAUACGAGGGCGGUGCCUCGCAUACCGAUACCAUCGAGAUGUUGACAGGGUUGAGAUAUAUCGAGGGGGAGAGAAGUCGUGGCAUCACGACAGGAAAUGCAAGCCCAACUUUGAUCAAGGGCGAUGCAGGAAUUGCUAUUCCUUUGGACCGGGAUCCUCGGACAGGCGACAAAAAGAAGAAGCUUAAGACUUCGGAGGAAUACGUCUGCACGGACUGCGGUACCCUCGAUUCACCCGAAUGGCGUAAAGGCCCGAGUGGCCCCAAGACGCUAUGCAACGCUUGCGGGCUUAGAUGGGCUAAGAAGGAGAAGAAGAACCGCCAUGGCGGCAGCAAUAAUGCAGCGGGUUCACUGGCAGUCGAGCACUCCACGGGGGCUCACAGUUAA